AUGGCGGCGGCGGCUGGACGGGCGAGGAACUGGAAUUGGGACUCCUUAAAAAGAGGACCGAACAAAACCCGCUGCCGGUAUCGGGUAAUAUGUCCCGCUCCUCUGCCGGCCGCUGCCGGUUGCGCCCUAUCAGUACCAGGUUUCUUCAUUCUGUCAUCACUAGACGAAGAGGAGUACAUUGCAGAAGAAAAAUUAUGGGAGACUCUACUAGGGGUAAAUCCAUAUUACUGGACUGGGAAUACAGAUAAAGCGUCUGAAUCCAACAGAAAUUUGGUUGAGGUGGCCUUGAAGAUUAAAGACAAUUAUAACAGGUAUAUGGAUGAUCACUUCAAUAAAAUUGAAGAGUUAAAUAUAACACUCGAUGUCGGGGACACAUUUGAUUAUGUCCGCAUUCACCCCCGUUCUCCUUCCCCGAGAUGCUUUUAUUGGUGGCACGGAAUGUUUUGGAUGACAAAUACUAACCCCAAGCUUCUUCAAUUCUUCUCACUGAGGUUUGCUGGUGAUUUCUCUCAUGGUCAGACAAUGUGUGUUUAUGGUUUCAUGGCAGUCCAUGAUGAUGUUGAUCAACUACGCAAUUAUAUCUUCAACCUAACAAGGGACCAUGCCCAAGAGAUAACUCCGGAUUCUCCUGAUCUGCGGUUGAUUCCCCCAGCUCGAGGGAUAUCUGCAACUUACAAUGUGAUGGUGGAAUAUAGUCUCAAGGUUAAAAGCAAUGGUAGUGAUGCUUCUGAAAAGGAUGAUGAGCUUAUCGAUGGUUGCUUUGAAGUGAAGCGGACUCCGUGCAGCGAUAUCCAGCUACGAAAUGUGCGGUUGUUCAGCUCUCUUGGUCCUAUCGAUGUCCGCUUCGCCAUCCUGAGGUAUGCAGUGGAGGCGACCAUAGACAUCGAGGUCAAGAGGGCAAUAGCUAGGUAUAACUUAAGCACAGUCACUGCAUCUACGUGUGGAUACGAGGACGAGAUUAUGUUAUAUGACAGUUCUGCACCUUGUCCUUUGGCUGCAUUAAAUUACGGUUCGUCAUCGCUGGUAGCUGUGGCAUCUGCUGUUGUGGCUGUGGAGCUGGGUUAUGACCUGAAACUAAGAAUUGGUAUUGCUACAGGCGAAGAAUUGAGCUUCCAUGAUCUCUUUUUCACCGCACAGAAGCACAACACUACCGAGGAAUUAAUAGUUAUAGACAGUAUAUUCGAGGUCGCUGUAAAGGUCACCUGGUCGACCAUGGGGAAACGUUUUCACCCGUUUUUUCAUAACAAUAGGAGCUUACUGGGUGAAAAUCCUGAUGGUCCAUGUUUAAACUGA
Miscanthus lutarioriparius is the source of this 1293-nucleotide messenger RNA. Lineage: Eukaryota; Viridiplantae; Streptophyta; Magnoliopsida; Poales; Poaceae. The record is from the annotation of a GenBank genome assembly.